Molecule: messenger RNA, 2109 nt
Organism: Thunnus maccoyii (southern bluefin tuna)
Lineage: Eukaryota; Metazoa; Chordata; Actinopteri; Scombriformes; Scombridae
Gene: shmt1
Product: serine hydroxymethyltransferase 1 (soluble)
Exons: 12
Coding region: 140-1588 (482 amino acids)
Biological process (GO): L-serine catabolic process; protein homotetramerization; purine nucleobase biosynthetic process
Cellular component (GO): cytoplasm; cytosol; nucleus
Molecular function (GO): pyridoxal phosphate binding; glycine hydroxymethyltransferase activity; protein homodimerization activity
Source: RefSeq, a predicted model, not a curated record
AAAGUUUGGCGGACUUUAUCCUCCGUGAAGACGCAGUUUUUUUGUUGUAGCCUCAUGGACAGAUUUCAGUUUCACAACUGACAGCCAGCGGCGGGAGUCUCUUCUCGACAGAUCUCCACUUACCAGGUAAACCACAACCAUGUCUUUAACAAACGGCCACAGUAUGAGCAAGGAAACAUGGGAAUCGCACAACAAGAUGAUGUUGGAGCCUCUGUCCAUCAACGACUCUGAGGUGUUCUCCAUCAUAAAAAAAGAGAAGCACAGGCAGGUUUACGGUCUGGAGCUGAUCGCUUCCGAGAACUUUGCCAGCAGAGCUGUUCUCGAGGCUCUGGGUUCCUGUAUGAACAACAAGUACUCUGAAGGAUAUCCUGGACAGAGGUACUAUGGUGGUACGGAGCAUGUUGACGAGCUGGAGAGACUCUGUCAGAAGAGGGCGCUGGAGGCCUUCGGUCUGGACUCAGAGAAAUGGGGCGUCAACGUGCAGCCAUACUCAGGUUCGCCAGCCAACUUCGCCGUCUACACGGCCAUUGUGGAGCCCCAUGGCAGGAUCAUGGGACUGGACCUUCCUGAUGGAGGUCACCUGACACACGGCUUCAUGACUGAGAAAAAGAAAAUCUCAGCGACGUCCAUCUUCUUUGAGUCCAUGCCAUACAAGGUGAAUCCAGAAACUGGCUACAUUGACUAUGACAGACUGCAAGAAAACGCACGGCUCUUCCACCCAAAACUCAUCAUUGCAGGAACAAGCUGCUAUUCCCGCAACAUUGACUACGCUCGCAUGAAGCAGAUUGCUAAUGAGAAUGGUGCAUAUCUGAUGGGAGACAUGGCUCACAUCAGUGGACUGGUGGCAGCUGGAGUGGUGCCCUCGCCCUUCGAGUACUGUGACAUUGUUUCCACAACAACACACAAGACGCUGCGCGGCUGCCGAGCUGGAGUUAUAUUCUACAGGAAAGGUGUGCGGAGUGUGGAUGCAAAGGGGAAGGAGGUUCUGUACAACUUGGAGUCUUUGAUCAAUCAGGCUGUGUUUCCAGGGCUGCAGGGAGGACCACACAACCACGCUAUCGCAGGUGUUGCUGUAGCUCUCAAACAAGCCAUGACACCAGAGUUCAAGGCCUACCAGAUGCAGGUUCUUGCAAACUGCAAAGCUCUAUCAAGUAGCCUUAUUGACCACGGGUACAAGAUAGUCACUGGCGGCUCUGACAACCAUCUGAUCCUACUGGACCUGCGCAACAAAGGAAGUGAUGGAGGACGAGCUGAGAAGGUUCUGGAAGCCUGUGCUAUUGCUUGUAAUAAGAACACCUGUCCAGGGGAUAAGAGCGCUUUGCGCCCCAGUGGUCUGAGGUUUGGCUCUCCAGCUCUGACCUCCAGAGGUUUGGUGGAAGAUGACUUCAAGAAGGUGGCUGAGUUCAUUCACAGAGGCAUUGAGCUGACCUUGGAGGUGCAGAGAAGUCUGGAUCCCAAGGCCCCUCUGAGGGAGUUCAUUCAGGCUCUUUCCCAGGGAGAGAAGUUCCAGCAGCGGGUAUCUGAGAUCAGGACAGAGGUGGAGGCUUUCGCUGGUCGUUUCCCCAUGCCUGGCCUACCUGAGCUGUAAAGGGUGGAGCUUCUGACACUGAUGGCUGCUGGACUGAUGACUAUUGCAAACAUUAUCAUACCAAUUUUGGUGGUGUGUUGUUCCGUGUGUAUAUUUGUUGUAAGUGUACACCUAUGAAAUCUGUCAAAGCUCAUAUCAAGACGCUUCCUUGUGACUUCACAGCAGUCAUGGAUAGACAACAUUACAGCUCGGAACAGACUUGUCUCAAUGAAAAGAUUUGUGUGCGGAUGAGCAGACAUCAUUGUCCUCUAGUUGUUCAGUAUUGCUAUAAUACCUUCGCUGUUUCAUGUUUUUUUUCUCAACUGUCAACAUAAGAUGUUACAUUUACAUUUAAGCUUUAAUCUUGAAAGCAAUCUCCACUUCCUUUUGUAGUGAGUUUCCAAGUUCAACGUUUCCUUACAGGCAGCACUGCAGAUUGAAGCACAAAGUGACUAUUAGUUUCAUAAAUGAGCGUCCUGUGUUACACACUGUAUGCACAUAUACAGUUUGAUACAUAAUAAAACUACCAUUGUUAACUAUAA